UAACAUGGAAACUCGAAAGAGACAUUUUGCCGUUGCUGUUUUUCUGGGGUUAAUCGCACAAGCCCUCUGCCAAAAGUUGGAGCAAACGACGUUGGAUUACAUCGCAGCCAACCUUGGCAUUCGCUAUGAUGUCAUCGACAACUUUCAAGAUACAUGGAAGUCAUACCGCGUUCGCAUGACCCUGGAAAACUCAGGUUCUGAAGCAAUUCCCAAUGGACCAUGGGCUAUAUAUCUCUGCCACAUCCGGAUAAUUGAACCAGCUCACACAAAGCACAAUCCAAGUGGCUACCUUAUCCCUGGUGGUCACGGCAUCAAAGUAACGCAUAUAAAUGGCUGUCAACACAAGUUUGAACCAACUGCCAGCUUCCCGGGUUUGGCUAGUUUCCAAUCCUUGAUAGUGGAUUUCGACGCGGAGAACUGGAACGUAGCACGAACGGAUGUUAUGCCGAACUGGUAUAUCGCCGCUGAAGGAUUGCAGGCCCGCACAAUCACCAGUACUUCCGGCGAAGAUUUAUCUUUUGUCGGUCCGUUUAACUCGCCGAAAAAAUGGAAACGGAUUCCAUCUGACAAAUACAACCCGUACACACCCCAAAAGCGAUACACCAUGAACGACAUUAACAAUUUAAAAAAGCCUGGGCAGUUAAUUAUUCCCAGACCACAGGAGAUUCUCGGCCUUGAUGAGACGAAAAAAAUUAACCUUGGUACUGGUGACUGGUCGAUUGUGGCAGGUGCCGAUUUGAAGAAAGAAGCCAGAUUCUUGGCGGGUAAACUUGGUAUUCAACUGGAACAUUUCAGUGCGUUUCGAAAGUUGGAGCUAAAGCUGGGUGAAGUUAAAAUCGGUGGUGUAAGAUCCGAUCGCAAAGAAGCCUACAGUUUACAGGUUGACUCCAGUAAGCACUGCAUCUCAAUCAUUGGUAAUUCUCCAACAGGAGUCUUUUAUGGAAUCCAGUCCCUGCUUAGUCUAAAUGAACCAGAUGGCCUAGUACCUAACGUGAUUAUAAACGAUGCACCACGGUACGAGUAUCGUGGUAUGGAACUUGACGUUGGGCGAAACUUUAUGCCUAAGAGCGAGGUUCUAAAGAUGAUCGACGCCAUGGCGAUGUAUAAACUAAAUAAAUUCCACUUCCAUCUCACUGACGAUGAAGGAUGGAGACUUGAAAUUCCGGGAUUGCCUGAACUUACUGAGGUUGGAUCAAGACGGUGCCAUGACCUCCAAGAAGAAAAAUGUCUUGGAUCUCAGCUCGGCUCUGGUCCAGGAACUGGUAACUCCGGUACUGGCUUUUAUUCGGUGAACGACUACCGCGAGAUAUUGAAAUAUGCAGAAGAGAGGCACGUGGAGGUCAUCCCAGAAUUUGAUAUGCCUGGUCACGGCCAUGCCGCAAUCAAGGCCAUGCAGGCAAGACAGAGGAAACAGGCCGCCAUGGGGAACUCGUUUAAAGCAGAUCAGUACUUAUUGUCAGAUCCUUUGGACGCAUCAAAGUACCUUUCUGUGCAGUUCUUUACAGACAAUGCUAUUAAUCCAUGCCUAGAAUCCACGUACGAGUUUGUUGAGCACAUUGUGGUCAGCGUGAAGUACAUGCAUCAGGACAUACAGCCACUUAAGGUCUUCCACUUUGGCGGCGACGAGGUGGCACACGGUGCUUGGACACAGUCUCCCGCAUGCAAACAGCUAGCGCGUAGACUGGGAUUGGACUUUACAAGUCCUACCAUCGUUAAGGACUUGAAAGAGUACUUCGUUCGCCGAGUGGCUGAUGUGAGCUCGAAAUAUUGUCUAGAUCUUGGUGCUUGGGAAGAUGGAGUUCUUGGAGUGAAAGACAUCCCUUAUGACCGGAGCUACCUGAAGAACAGCAACGUGUACGCCUAUGCCUGGGAUAACGUGUGGGAAUGGGGUCAAGGGGAUCGAGCAUAUAAAUUAGCCAAUACUGAUUACAAGGUUGUGUUGACUCAAGCAACCCACUUGUAUUUUGAUCACCCAUACGAGCCCGAUCCAGAGGAACGAGGAUACUACUGGGCUCCGAGAUUCAUCGACACUCGAAAGACUUUUGGUUUUAUGCCUGAUGAUGUCUAUGCUAAUGCUGAUUUCACAAGGAUGGGAGAUCCAAUUAUUAACUUGUGUGAGGAGAUGUAUAAGGGGAAAUGCGUUCCCUUGAAGAAACCACAGAAUAUAGCAGUCUCAGGAUUGAUUCUUGUCAGAGUUGAAAAAAGUGAAUGUGUGAUUAAAAUCAUUUGCCAGGCAAUGGAUCAAGUGUAUCUAGAAGACAUGGCGUCCUGUCUAGAUAUCCAAUUCGACGUCAUCUCCAACAUGGAAGGAGUAUGUAACAUUCGUUUAAAAUUUACUAAUAAAGGUCGGCAUAACAUCACUUCUGGAAAGUGGGCGAUAUACUUCAGCUGUCUUAGAAUGCUUAGCAACAGCCCAGAUCCUCUUGUUAAAAGCCGAAAGGAGAUUUCUGUCUCACACGUCAAUGGGUAUCUACAAGUCAUAAAACCUACUGAGAACUUUUUGGACUUAGUCCCUGAUGGAAAAACUGAGCUUGAUCUCAUCGCAUAUGGUUCGAUUGUUUCCAAGACAGACAUCAUGCCUAACUGGUACAUUACUGCACCUGGCUUAAAGCCAAGAAUUAUCAAAAGCACCGAGGGAGAAAGUUUAAAAUUUGUUGGUCCUUUUGAUUCAGCAUCCAAGUGGAAACGUUCUAAACAAGAUAACUUUAAUCCCUUAACUCCAGAGAAACGCUUCGAGAUGAACAACGUAGUUGAUCUGAAAGGGCCUGGUAAGCUUAUCAUUCCGACUCCUCUUGUUUUGAAGAAUGAAAGUUCACUCAAAAGGAUAGAUUUAAAAGACGGAAAAUGGAUGAUAGUUUCACGAAAAGAUUUGGAAGAUGAAGGUCAAUAUUUGUCAGAAAAGCUCAAGAUGCAACUUAGCAAUGGUGGGGCACCAUCACGUAAAAUCAUUGAGCUCAGGAUUGGCAAGGUAACGAUCGAUGCUGAGCACAAAAAAAGAGAUAGCGAUGAAUCUUACACGAUGAAGGUCGACCCUCAGAAAGAAGUAGUCUCAAUCGUUGGUGCAUCUCCUGCAGGAGUAUUCUGGGCGAUUCAGUCGCUGUUGAGUAUCAUAAAGAACGGAAAGAUACCCUGGGUCACAGUUAUGGAUUCUCCAAGAUAUCAGUAUCGAGGUUUGAGCAUUGAUGUUGCUCGAAAUUUUCUUCCUAAGAAAGAAGUGAAGCGGAUCCUCGAGGGAAUGGCAAUGUUCAAGCUGAACAAGCUUCACCUUCAUCUGACCGAUGACGAAGGUUGGCGUCUGGAGAUUCCUGGAUUACCUGAACUUACAGAGGUUGCGUCGCAGAGAUGUCAUGAUCUGAGAGAAACUCAUUGCCUUAAACCUCAACUAGGAUCGGGUCCCUUCAGAAACAGUUCUGGAAGCGGUCAUUAUACUGUAAAAGAUUAUAAAGAGAUCUUGAAAUACGCCAAUGCUCGGCAUAUUCAAAUCAUUCCCGAAUUUGACCUUCCGGGCCAUUCCACUGCCGCCAUCACUGCUAUGGAAGCUCGAUUCAAAAAAUAUGUAAAUGUGGGCAAACUUAAAGAGGGGCUGAGGUUCUACUUGAACGAUCUGAAGGAUAGAUCUAAUUAUCAAUCAGGGCAGUUCUUUUUCAACAAUGCUGUAAAUCCAUGUCUAACGACAACGUAUGAUUUUAUCGAAAAGUUGGUUCUCGAGGUAAGAGCCAUGCACGAAGGGGUUCAACCACUCAAGGUUAUCCAUCUUGGAGGAGACGAGGUUUCAAUGGGAGCAUGGAAUCUUUCUUCGGCCUGCCAUAGGCUGUGGGAGAAGUUUAAGUCGACGUCUACCCGGGAGAAGUUUAAGUCGACGUCAAUCCAUCCGGAUUGGAGAGCAUUUUUUACAAAACGGGUCGCUCGAAUCGCUAAGAAAUACGGUGUCAAACUCAUGCUGUGGGACGAUGGAUGGCUAGAUCGUUCAAAAAGUCACAUAGUGAAAACGAAAUUGGAUAGUGGCUCAAGUUAUGGACAUGCCUGGGGAGACGCUGUAAAUCUUAGUUACAGAUUAGCCAAUGAAGGGUACAAGGUGAUAAUGUCCCCAGCGUCUCAUCUUUAUUUUGAUCACGCACACGAACCAGACCCGGAAGAAAGAGGAUUAUACUGGGCCACACGUUACACAAACACUCAGAAAGCAUAUGGCUUUAUGCCCGAACACUUGUAUGACAGUUUUGAAAUAAACGACAAUGGAGAACCAAUCAACGAUUACUGUAGCGUAUUUGGAGGUUGUGUAAGACCGCAAAAACUUGAAAAUAUUAUCGGAUUAGCUGGGGUCAUUUGGUCAGAGACAAUACGUACCCCCUCUCAGUUUCAAUCCAUGACGUUUCCAAGACUUCUCGCUGUCGCCGAGAGAGCAUGGCAUCAAGACCUGUGGGAAAAUGAAAGAAACAAAGAAAAACGAAGUAAAAUGAAGAAUGAAAGCUGGGCUAUGUUUUCAAACACUCUUGGCUAUAAAGAGCUUGCUCGUUUGGAUAAACUGGGUAUUGCUUAUCAUAUUCCUCCUCCGGGGGCCAGGAUCGACAAUGGUGUUCUCUCUACCAAUGUGGCUUUUCCCGGUCUCGCUGUUGAAUGUAGCUUUGACUGCGGGGGACGUUGGAUCGACCCUUCCAAGGCAGCUGCUGUAAGUGGUACACUGCUUCUCCGAACCAGAUCUGCUGACGGCAAACGAACUAGCAGAACUGUAGAGACCACAUUACCUAGAACUUAUUCCCAAAGCCAACCGCGAAAACUAGACAAACAUACACCACUCACAAAAAAUUGUUUGAAGGAGUCGAGAGCGUCAUAAAUUACCACGCAGGAGUUUUUAGGAAAUAUUUCUCAUUUUGCAAUUAACCAGCUCUAUUUUUUUAUCAAGGCUCCUGAGCGAGAGUAAUAUCACAUGGAAAAUACAGUUUAGGUUUGUAUAAGCAAUAAAA
Molecule: messenger RNA, 4961 nt
Organism: Stylophora pistillata
Lineage: Eukaryota; Metazoa; Cnidaria; Anthozoa; Scleractinia; Pocilloporidae
Biological process (GO): glycosaminoglycan metabolic process; carbohydrate metabolic process
Cellular component (GO): membrane
Molecular function (GO): beta-N-acetylhexosaminidase activity; polysaccharide binding
Source: RefSeq, a predicted model, not a curated record